Molecule: messenger RNA, 1044 nt
Organism: Radiomyces spectabilis
Lineage: Eukaryota; Fungi; Mucoromycota; Mucoromycetes; Mucorales; Radiomycetaceae
Product: JAB1/Mov34/MPN/PAD-1 ubiquitin protease-domain-containing protein
Exons: 9
Coding region: 85-1044 (319 amino acids)
Biological process (GO): double-strand break repair
Cellular component (GO): BRISC complex; BRCA1-A complex
Molecular function (GO): metallopeptidase activity; polyubiquitin modification-dependent protein binding
Source: RefSeq, a predicted model, not a curated record
AUUUUUCAGUGAGAUUCUUCUCCUUGGGAAACAGGACUGCUUCCUGCUGGAUUUCCUUACCGCAUUAUUGUUUCCCUUUUUCUUAUGUUAACCAAAGUCAUUCUUCCUGCCGAUGUAUACCAUGUCAUGCUUUCACACGCAUUCACCACUGAAAAAGAAGAAAUCAUCGGCAUGCUGAUUGGCAGCUGGCAGGUUUUACCGAAUACAAAUCCAUUCUGUAAAACACGUUCACUGGCCUACGUUGAGGCGAUUUCUAUAUUGAAAAGAUCUGAUAAACGAAAAGAUCGGGUGGAAAUUGCGCCAGAACAAUUGCAUUUGGCCGCACUACGGGCAGAGGAACUUUGCUCCAAAACCAAUCGGUCUCUCUCUGUUAUUGGCUGGUACCACAGUCAUCCUCAUAUCACUGUUUUUCCAUCUCACAUUGACCUAAGAACCCAACUUUCCUAUCAAGCCAUGGACUCGCAAUUUUUUGGUAUCAUUCUAUCCUGCUUCAAUAGAACGGCCGAUGAUGCCAAUCGAGUACAGAUCACCUGUUUUCAAUCGGAGCAAAAACAAGAUCAAAGUGUAACGCAGUUGAACAUUGCGCUGGAAAUCCGUCCUUCCAUCACACCCACGUUGGGUGCAAGGGACACUUUUCUGGAAAUUCCAAAAUACUUGUACGAAGAACAAAGAGAUGAAUAUGCGCGCAGUAUUGAUCGAAUACAAUAUGGCCAUCGAACUCAUAUGCGAACAGAUAACGACACCGCACCAGAGGAAGAUCAUUUGGCUAGUAAUAUGGUGAAAUUGCAUAAUGCCGGGAUUUACGGACAAGCGUUAACACGACUAGUGGAUGGUAUUGUAUUUCCAGCGACUCAUUUGCUGGAACUUCGAUCACUAGCGAUCGACGAAGAGGGUACUAACGUUGGUGAUAAAAAGAUGGCUGAACUGGAAAAAGAAAAAGAAGCCUUGUUAAACCGGCCGGACAAGCCAGUGAUCUAUAUUUCGGAUGACGAAGACGAACAUCAACGUCUGGAAGAUACCGAAUCCUUUCUCAUUGACCUCUGA